Molecule: messenger RNA, 639 nt
Organism: Rhodofomes roseus
Lineage: Eukaryota; Fungi; Basidiomycota; Agaricomycetes; Polyporales; Fomitopsidaceae
Product: COQ7 protein
Exons: 3
Coding region: 1-639 (212 amino acids)
Biological process (GO): ubiquinone biosynthetic process
Cellular component (GO): mitochondrial inner membrane
Molecular function (GO): 3-demethoxyubiquinol 3-hydroxylase activity
Source: RefSeq, a predicted model, not a curated record
AUGGCGACAGCUCAUCCGCCCACGUCGAACCCAUCUUCGGUCUACCUCGACCCGGACAAAUGCGGCGACCCAGCAGUGACCACGACCCCACCUAACCUACCGCAGCAUCAAAGGCAUGCACUGGACAGUGCUCUCCGUGUUGACCAGGCCGGUGAACUCGCUGCGAACUACAUUUACAUGGGACAGAUGGCCGUCCUGGGCAGGGAUCCGGUCACUGGACCCCUAAUCCAGGACAUGUGGGACCAAGAGAAGAAGCAUCUCGCCGUCAUGAACAAGCUGCAAGAUCAACACCGCAUCCGACCUACCGUUCUGUGGGAGGUCGCUCGCGUUGCGGGGUUUGGACUCGGUGCGGUCACAGCGUUGAUGGGGAAGGAAGCUGCCAUGGCUUGCACAGAGGCGGUGGAAACAGUUAUUGGCGAACACUACGAUGACCAGCUUAAAGAGAUGGAGGGACUACCUGCAAGCCAUCCGAGUGUUCCGGUGUUGAAGUCUGUCAUAGAAGAGUUCCGAGACGAUGAGCUUGGACAUCUGGACAUUGCAGUCGAGAACCACUCCCAGCGAGCGCCUGCACAUGCCCUACUCAGCACCGUGGUAGGUGCGGGCUGCAAAGUUGCGAUCGAACUCUGCAAGCGCAUAUGA